AUGUCGCCUCGAUCGUGUUCGAUAUGUCUUUGUCUCGUCCUGGUAUCUAUCAUCAAUCUAUCAGCAACAAAUCCGAUUCAGGACAUUGCUAAUCAAAACGCACAAUAUAAACGUUUCUUAUUGCAUCCGAAAAUAAUAUCAAGCGAAUCAGAUAUUCUCAAUAAUCUCAUUCAUUCAUCCUCAUUUUCAAAUCCCAAAACUGUCGAUUCAUCGUUGGAACCGUGUGCAAAAAAUCCUUGUGAGAACGGUGGAAUAUGCUUGUUGAAUGCGCCAAUGAAAUACAUAUGUCAAUGUUCCAUGAGUCAUUAUGGUCAACAUUGUGAAAAAAGUUUCAGAAAGCGCAAAGGUUACCGACAACAGGCAUCAUUGUAUGAAUUGUCGAAACAGAUGAAACGUUACAUGAACACACAAGUUGAUAGCGAUGAAGACGAGGAAGAAAGAGCUCAAUAUGAUUUUCGCAAUGGAAUAUAUUUUUGA
This is a messenger RNA of Adineta ricciae, 477 nucleotides long. NCBI's taxonomy places the organism in Eukaryota, Metazoa, Rotifera, Eurotatoria, Adinetida, Adinetidae. The record is from the annotation of a GenBank genome assembly.